Molecule: messenger RNA, 1911 nt
Organism: Colletotrichum fioriniae
Lineage: Eukaryota; Fungi; Ascomycota; Sordariomycetes; Glomerellales; Glomerellaceae
Biological process (GO): actin filament polymerization
Cellular component (GO): actin filament
Molecular function (GO): actin binding
Source: RefSeq, a predicted model, not a curated record
AUGCCGUCGAUUUUGAGCGACGAUGACAAGGAGACGGUCAAGCGCUUCGUCCCAAAGCAGACCAACAAGAUCCAAGCCGUAGCCGUUGCCAGGCUGUAUGCUGCUUACCCCAACCCCGCGAGAUGGACAAAUACGGGAAUUCAGGGUGCCAUCGUCCUGUCAAACGAUCUCGUCGGCAACACGUACUGGCUCAAGAUGGUGGACAUUUCACCUGAAAACCGCGGUGUCAUCUGGGACCAGGAAAUAUUCGACACGUGGAGCUACAAUCAAGAUCGCACCUAUUUCCACAGCUUUGAGAUUGAAGAAUGCCUCGCCGGCCUCUCCUUCACCGACGAGAAGGAAGCCAAGCAAUUCAAGAAGAAAAUGGACGAUAGAGAAAAGAACGCAAGCAGAGCUACGAGAUCGACACCAUUCGGAGGAGCCUCCCAGGCUGCCGCACAUAAACAUGGUCUUCUCGGAGGUCUCUUCGGCAGCCGACAUGCUGCAGCGCCUACCCCUCCCGACUCCCCGCGGUCGAACCUGCCACAUGGCCGUAUGCCUUCUCUGAAUGGCGGCCACAAAUCUUCAGAAUUUGCUGUUCUUGAUGCCUUCGACCCUCAGUGGCGGGAGAAUUUCGGUCAAGAUCUCCGAGAUAAGGGACUGACGGAUGAGUUCAUCAAGGAGAACCAAGAAUUUAUUGUCGAAUUCUUGAAGGAGGAGCAAGAGAAGCUAAUGGCUGGCGCUCGGAGUCAUGCUCCUCCUCCCCCUCCUCCGCCAGCACCGCAUUCAAAUGGCCUCGAAUUAAGAAACGGAAGAGCGCCUCCUCCACCGCCUCCAGGAGGAAGUCAUUCAGACGGCCCACGCUUACCUCCACCUCCGCCCGCACCAAGACGCGGCGCUGCGCCUGUACCGCCGCCUGCUAGGAGAUCUGGAAAAGCAGAUGCGCCUGCUGUCAACAGAGAACCGACACCCCCGAGCGAGCCUCCGGCGCCAGAAGCAUCAAGGAGUCGAUUCGCAGUACCGCCACCUCUACCAGAUGCCGGUAAACUCGCACAUGCUUUGGGAGGUUCAGUCAACGCCAUUCGUGGUGGGCCAGCAAACCCUGGACCACCUCCUCCGCCGCGACCACCCAAAACACCAAUGCAAGAGGAAGAAAGGCCUGCUGGACACAAAUUCGGUGUGCCGCCCGCGUUUUCCGGGGCUAGGCAGGGCCCGCCACCUCCGAGUCGAGGACCUGUCCCGCCGCCGCCGCCCCCACGUUCGGAUGGCCCGCCACUUCCUCCGAAAGCUCCGGCGUCAGAGGCACCACCGUUGCCGCCCCCGUCUUCACGACCGGUGCCACCGCCACCCGCGCUGGGCAGUCCGCCGCUGCCUCCUCCCCCACCGCCGUUGCCAUCAUCGAGUGCUCCUCCGCCGCCGCCUCUGCCCACCUCACCGCCACCUCUCCCAACAUCGAAUGCUCCUCCGCCUCCGCCAUUGCCGUCAUCCAAUGCUCCUCCAGCACCUCCUCUGCCUCCGUUAAACAAUGCGCCGCCUGCGCCUCCUCCGCCCCCUCCCGGAGCAGGAGCACCUCCCCCGCCGCCGCCACCUCCGCCACCGGGAGGCCUGGGUGGACCUCCCCCACCACCCCCUAUGCCCAACCGAGACUCUGGGUACUCCUCUGGCGUUCCCGUUCCUCAACCGGAUUCUUCGCGCUCGGCUGUCUUGGGAGAUAUUCAGAAGGCUGGUGGUAUCAGGGCUCUGAAGAAGGUGGACCGGAGUCAGAUCCGCGACAGAAGCAAUGCCACAGUUGGUGGCGGUAGUGACAGUGGUCCCCAUGGAAGCGGCCUGCCUCCAGCCGGUGUAGCACCUGGUGGUGGCGGUGACAUGGCCAACGCUCUGGCCGCUGCCCUCCAGAAGAGAAAGGAGAAAGUUAGCAGAAGUGGUAAGUAA